CGACGCAGGCCGUCACGUGAUUUCUCAACACCGUCAGCACAUGCGCACUGGGUUUAUUCUGCAGUCGCGCAUGAGCAGUGUAGAGCACCAGCUUCUGUUGUCCACUUGUGAGCAAAGCGCGCCAGCCGAAGACGAGAAUGCGUGAAUGUAUCUCCAUCCAUGUUGGCCAGGCUGGUGUCCAGAUGGGCAAUGCCUGCUGGGAGCUGUACUGUUUAGAACAUGGUAUCCAGCCUGAUGGGCAGAUGCCCAGUGAUAAGACCAUUGGAGGUGGUGAUGACUCCUUCAACACCUUCUUCAGCGAGACUGGAGCAGGGAAACAUGUCCCGCGAGCUGUCUUUGUUGAUUUGGAACCAACUGUAAUUGAUGAGAUUCGUAGUGGUACCUAUCGCCAGCUGUUUCACCCUGAGCAACUCAUCACUGGGAAGGAAGAUGCUGCCAACAACUAUGCCCGUGGGCACUACACCAUCGGCAAGGAACUGAUUGACUUGGUCCUUGACAAGCUCCGUAAACUAGCUGACCAAUGCACAGGACUCCAGGGUUUCCUCAUUUUCCACAGCUUUGGUGGAGGCACUGGCUCUGGUUUCACAUCCCUCCUGAUGGAACGUCUCUCCGUUGACUACGGCAAGAAGUCCAAGCUUGAAUUUGCUAUCUAUCCAGCUCCCCAGAUCUCCACAGCUGUAGUUGAACCCUACAACUCCAUCCUGACCACCCACACCACACUCGAACACUCGGACUGCGCCUUCAUGGUAGACAAUGAAGCCAUCUAUGAUAUCUGUCGCAGAAACCUGGACAUUGAGCGCCCAACCUACACCAAUUUGAACCGAUUGAUUGGUCAAAUUGUGUCCUCCAUUACAGUAUCCCUUCGCUUUGAUGGUGCUUUGAAUGUUGAUCUGACAGAGUUCCAGACCAAUUUAGUUCCCUAUCCACGUAUCCAUUUCCCUCUGGCUACCUAUGCCCCUGUGACCUCAUCUGAGAAAGCUUAUCAUGAGCAACUGUCUGUGUCUGAGAUCACCAAUUCCUGCUUUGAGCCAGCAAACCAGAUGGUCAAGUGUGACCCUCGCCAUGGCAAGUACAUGGCUUGCUGUCUGCUCUACCGUGGUGAUGUGGUGCCAAAAGAUGUCAAUGCUGCCAUUGCCACUAUCAAGACCAAACGCAGUAUUCAGUUUGUUGACUGGUGUCCAACUGGUUUCAAGGUCGGCAUCAACUACCAGCCUCCCACUGCAGUACCUGGUGGGGAUCUGGCCAAGGUGCAGCGUGCUGUGUGUAUGCUGAGCAACACCACGGCCAUCGCUGAAGCCUGGGCUCGCCUCGAUCACAAGUUUGAUCUGAUGUAUGCCAAGCGCGCCUUUGUGCAUUGGUAUGUGGGUGAGGGGAUGGAGGAAGGGGAGUUCUCAGAGGCCCGUGAAGACAUGGCAGCCUUGGAGAAAGAUUAUGAAGAGGUGGGUGCAGAUAGUGUUGAGGAUCAAGGUGAAGAAGAAGAAUAUUAGGAAAACUGAAACAUUCCUGAAUGUUAGCUGAGAUCAGUUUGCUGGUCGGAUGCAAGGUGCCCAUUAAGAGGAAGUCUAAUGAUCUUGUAUUUUCUUUUCUCCCCAAGUGGAAGUUGUGCUAUUCUUGCUCACAUUAUGUUACCUUUAUAAUAAGUUUGCUGAAUAUUUACUUGUUUGCAAUAAUAUAGAAAUCUAGAACUUGGUGAGCAACUGGUAAAAGCUCAUAUUUCAAUAUGAGGAUUUGACUAAUAGACAUGUUUUAAGUAUACAACAAAAUGUAAUUAGAAUCCAUAUACCAUUAGACUUAAAAAGUGGAAGUACACCAUGCAAACAGUUUGACACCUGACCCAUCAUGGGACUUCUGACCUGCCAAUGAAUUCUUAAAAUAUAGAUUAUUUAACCUCAUUGUGUAUUAUUUUUUUAAAUUUGUCUUUCAAGGUAUCACCAAUGUAGGUAAUAACAUCUGCCUAAUUUUGGUAUUUGUGGACUGAACAAAGCACAACCCUGUGUAAAGAAAGAACAUUUGGGCUAAAAGUAGCCAGUUAACAUAAUUAAUUAAUUCAAAAUAUAUUGUUUCGCAAAGUUUGAAUGGAAGGAAUUAUGCCUGUAUUUUAAUGUUAUCCUGCAUCACGAGUGAAGUUGUAGGUGGGUGCACACUAACAGAAUUGUAAACAUUUCCGGAAACUCCAGUUGACCACUCUGAUCUAGAGCGCAAUACUAUUAAAAUGGUACAGUUGCGCCAAAAUGGCACAGUUUCCAAUUUUAAAUGUUGGGAGAAAUAAUUAACCAAUUUAAAGAUUUGUAAUGUUAGAACAAAAUGUUUCAAUAAACUUCUGCACUUA
Molecule: messenger RNA, 2329 nt
Organism: Carcharodon carcharias (great white shark)
Lineage: Eukaryota; Metazoa; Chordata; Chondrichthyes; Lamniformes; Lamnidae
Product: tubulin alpha-1D chain-like
Exons: 4
Coding region: 138-1487 (449 amino acids)
Biological process (GO): microtubule cytoskeleton organization; mitotic cell cycle
Cellular component (GO): cytoplasm; microtubule
Molecular function (GO): GTP binding; structural constituent of cytoskeleton
Source: RefSeq, a predicted model, not a curated record